GGUCCGAAAGCCUCCCGGAUGCCCAGCUAAAACCAGCCAACCUCUUUUGUUCUGCAGCGGCCGGGCUGAGAGGCUUCCCAGCAGACGCUCAUCUCUUCCCCACCCGCUGCCGGCCCAGUGAAAUCCUCCACUGCCGCAGAUCACAAUGCAAAACAGUGAUGUUCCUGUAGCUGAUUGCCCUCUUGUUCCUGGUGCCCAAUGGAGCCAUCUCACAGGUGGCAAGUCUGCAAGGGUGAUGGGCAUCCAGCAGAGCUGCAGGCAGAAGCUCAGGUAUUGGUGCCAGCAGAGAAUAGUUGGCCGAGACUGGAAAACCAUGGUGGCAACACGCUUGAGAACCAGGUGAUAGAAAGUUACCCCCCAGUGCCUUGGAACCACUAUACGCAGGCCCCACUCAGCAGUGAUGUCACGCAGCACCAACUGGCUACAGAAGACAGGCCACCCCACCCUGAGAUCUACAGCAUUGCUCUGUGGGGUCCCAAGCUGCAUUCUGCACUGACUAGACACAGAGGAGGAAGGUCAAAUACGCAAGCCUCUGCUCCAAACUCUAAGCACCUAGGUCCAGCAGGAGAGGGCAAUACCACUGACGAGGGAUCCCUGGUGCUGAUUGAUGCAGAAGGGGUGCCCCACACUGUGUCACAAGAGGAAGUGGAACUGGCUGGACAAAUGCAGUCUUCGGAACCCGAGUUGCUGGCUUCUGCUCCACCACCACGACAGCUGUAUUUCUGCCCCAUUUGCCUGCGGACGUUCCUCUACCAGUCUGACCUGGAGCGUCACAGCAUCACCCACUCCGAGAGCAAGCCGUACGUAUGCCACGAGUGUGGCAAGGCCUUCAAGCGUUCCUCACACCUUCAGCGGCACAAGCACAUCCACACUGGUGAGCGGCCCUUCAACUGUCCCGUCUGUCGCAAAGGUUUCCGGGAAUCUGGUGAACUGUUGCGUCACCAGCGGGUCCAUACUGGGGAGAAGCCCUAUCAAUGCCAGAUCUGUCGACUGCGCUUUACAGAACGCAACACCCUCCGCCGGCAUGCUAAGCGCAAACAUGCCCGUGAGACCUACUAUCAACGCUCUGUGGAGGAAGGAGGGGGCAGUUGGACUACGGUGGGGGACUGGGAAUCCGAAGUGAUGGUGGGAAGCGGGGACUGGGCCACAGAGGAACUUGGGAGUGGCUGGAGCAGUGAACCAGUAGAAGACUGGGUUGGGAGUGGGAAUCACUGGAGGGAAGCUUCAGAAAGGGAGGUAGGAAGCCUGCCUGGAACCGUGACACAAAUGUUACAGAUGGAGCACAUCAAAGAUAAAGACAAACCUGAGAUUCAACCCCCAUAAACAUGCAGAAGUGGGGAAGACAGACCAGGACAGUGAAGAAUCUGCAAAUAUGUUUAUCCUACAGUUAUCUGUUGGGACUUUAAAGUUGCAUUGAAACAUUUCUCUGAAAGAAAGGGCAUGAAACUAAAGGAUCUUCUAGAACUGUUCUAUAUUGUUAAAGCCCUUCAAAUGACACCAUAUGGGCAUCACCAAAGACUAGAGAAGACUGCCCCGUUCAACAAUUGUACCACAAUAUUCAGAGCUGCUAUGAAGAGAGGGGAACAUUUCAUGUUUUUAAUUCUUUCGCAGGCGGAAAUGAGACUGAGAAUACUGUUUUCUUAAGUUUCCUAUGCUUUCCUGACGAAUUGGUACAGUUGUGUUCCUCUCAACAAUUGUACAAAACAAAAUAUUGAUAUAUGAUGAUCCUCUGUAAAAUGAAUUACCCUCCCUACACACCUGAGCUGCUAUUUGUUUUGUUUUCCUUUAAACUCCAUAUCCCUGCAACGGGGCAUAUUCUGUUUGCAAACAAUUUAAUGAAUUAACAUAUGCAAAACAGUGCUGACCUUUUUUCUUUCUUCUUAUUCCACUUUAAUCAAGGUGAGGGAUUUAGAUUUCUCUUUCCAUUCUCUAUAGCCCAUAGCUAUAGCUUGGGCCUAGAACAGCUUUCCUAAUCUCGUGUCCUCUGAAAUUAUCCACUCUAAUUUCCAUACUUCUUCCGGCGAUGUUAGCAGCCAAAAUCUCUGGAGGGCUCUUGGUUUAGGAAGGUUGAACUAGAGCAGGAAAAGACAAACCUGGAUACAUGUGAGGCUAUACAACUUUUCUUUUUCCUUUUGCUUAAUAAGGGAUGGGGGGGGAAACCAAAUCUUCAUGGAUAGGCUAAGAGUCAGCUUGCAUAUAUGCUUUUGAAAAACUGAGGAAUUAAAAGGAAAUACGGGAUAAAUAAGAAGCCUGUUCUCUGCAACUGGAUCUUUACACAAACUUUGAAUUCAGUGAAAUCAAUCAGAAUCACUUUUAAAUAACUGUUUUCACCUGAUCCAGGAUGAUAUUGAGGCAAAGAAGAGUGAAGGCAGUUAUGUUAGCACUUCAAUGGAAGCAUAAAUGUACAUUGUCAUUUCUCAGCCUAAAGAAAUCUGAAAGAUUAUUUUUAAGGAAAGUGUUGCCAAUGGUAUUAUGAAUUCCUAGCCUAGCCUUUUCACAAAAUUAUAUUUCCAAGGUUUAUUUGAAGGGAAACAGGAAGCUAUUUGUAAUUCAAAGCUGUCACAAGCAGAGAGAUUCUCUAAAUUUUAAUUGCAAAUAUUAUUUACAUUUUAUGUAAAGGGACAGAUAGGGGUAUUAUUUGUUGAAUAAUAUUUGCAGUCAAAAAUUUAAGAAUCUCACAGCUUGUGACAGCUUUGCAUUAUUCCUCCCUACUUCCCUUCAAAGAACCCUAGAAAUCUUAUCUAUAAUGUUUAGUUUUAAAGUCAAGCAGAUCAAAAAGAAGCCGGGGGCUUACAUGUACAUUCUUUGGUAUGUAAGAACUGAAAAAUAAGGGUUGUCUGGCUAUUUCAGAUAAUUGCGGUCACUGGUCCAAUCAAGAUGUAUCAGUAAAGAAAUAAAAAUGGCAAGGGAAGUGUUUUGACCAAAUUUACGCUUCAUAAUGUCGUUUCCAUGAGACUACUGUAUGUGCAUGCUGCUCAUGACAAAAGAUCAGCAUUGUAUCUCUUAAGUAUAGUAUCUCAGUCUUUCUGAGAGAGAGUUGGACUCUUCUAUUAAAAGCAUUAGGCUUUUGAUACAAGCAAGAGGCAAUUUCUGCAAAAUAGAAGCAUAAGAACACACUGAAUCACGAAACCUGUACUUAAUGUAUAUGUAUUUGGUAAUGCAUAUGCCCUGCAAUAUUUUUUAAAGAAUAGGUUCUUCUCCUUCUGAGGCUUGCAUUUCAUAGAUUCUCAAACCCAACCAUGCACAAUGCUGUACAGCAAACAUUCAAUGUCCUAUAUGCAAGGUCAUGUAGAUAUUGUCUGUAUUAUUUCAUUAGAAAUGGCUGUCAUUUUCUGCUACUAUUCUUUGUUGGCAAUCCUAUUUAGUCUGAAUUUCUAUUUUAUCCAUGUAUGUGUGUUGUUCAUGCCAAUGCUUUUUCCUUUUUAAUACAUUUUUAUUUGUUCUUAAUAAGUUUUUGUACCUAAAUUAAAUAAUAAUAAGUUUUUAUACUAAGCAGUAAUAUGUGCAGGAAGAAUUUGAGUUGAACUUGUGUGGUAUUUUUUCAACAUUACAAGCCAUUUCAUUGCAGUGGCUCUGGUGAUUUCAUUUCCACAGCACUGCAAAAGCAUUUCAGAUUAUGGUUUGCUGAAAACAGAGUG
Crotalus tigris (Tiger rattlesnake) is the source of this 3638-nucleotide messenger RNA. Its product is annotated as zinc finger protein 726-like. Bases 199 to 1323 code for a protein of 374 amino acids. Gene Ontology annotation, molecular function: DNA-binding transcription factor activity, RNA polymerase II-specific; RNA polymerase II cis-regulatory region sequence-specific DNA binding. The record is from RefSeq and is a predicted model, not a curated record. Gene Ontology annotation, biological process: regulation of transcription by RNA polymerase II. NCBI's taxonomy places the organism in Eukaryota, Metazoa, Chordata, Lepidosauria, Squamata, Viperidae. The transcript has 2 exons.